Messenger RNA from Elgaria multicarinata webbii, 1205 nucleotides. RefSeq names its product Ts translation elongation factor, mitochondrial (gene TSFM). Lineage: Eukaryota; Metazoa; Chordata; Lepidosauria; Squamata; Anguidae. The coding region runs from base 18 to 989 and encodes 323 amino acids. Gene Ontology annotation, biological process: mitochondrial translational elongation. The record is from RefSeq and is a predicted model, not a curated record. Gene Ontology annotation, cellular component: mitochondrial matrix. Gene Ontology annotation, molecular function: translation elongation factor activity; protein binding. The transcript has 6 exons.
AUGCAAGCGCCUUCAAGAUGCAGCGGCUGGCUGGCUUGGGAAGGGCAUUGAUCUCUUCUCAGAAAAGAGGUGCUGCAGGAGGGCAGUUAUCUGGCUGGCCUCUGGCUCGUUUUCUUCAUGCUGGCCUUCCAGUGCAAGCAGCAAAGGAACAUUUGGUGAAGCUUAGGAAGAAAACUGGCUACUCAUUUGUGAACUGUAAGAAAGCCUUGGAGAAAUUUUCUGACCUCAAAGAGGCUGAAGCCUGGCUGCAUGAACAAGCCCAAAAGGAGGGAUGGAGCAAAGCUUCCAAACUGCAAGGGCGAAAGACGACAGAAGGGCUUAUAGGGCUGUUGCAGGAGAGGAACUCAGCAGUGAUGGUAGAGGUGAACUGUGAGACUGACUUUGUGGCCCGAAAUGCCAAGUUUCAACAUCUGGUUCAGCAAGCAGCGAUUGGAGCCAUGCUGCAUCAUCAGGGGACUAGAGACCAGCUAAGCACCUAUGCCAAGUGUUUCUUAAAUUCUAACGAGCUCUCCCAGCUCAGGAUUGAACCUGAUGGAUCUUUGCUUAGCGACCAGCUGGCUCUGGCUAUUGGCAAGCUGGGUGAGAACAUGGUUAUUAAGAGAGCAGCAUGGGUAUCUGUGCCAGAGAACCUCUUCAUUGGCUCGUAUGUACAUGGAGCAUUCCCAGAAGGAAAUCCAUCGCUUUCUAAUAUGAUGUUUGGCAAAUAUGGAGCCUUGGUCAUCUGCAGUCCCUCGGAGGAAUGCCAAAAGUCAAACUUUACAGAACUAGGCUGGCGACUGGGCCAGCAUGUGGUGGGGAUGGCCCCCAUCUCCGUGGGAUCUCCGGAAGAUGAACCUGGUGGAGAUUCUGAAACCAAGAUGCUUGCCCAGCCAUUCCUCCUGGACCCCACAAUUUCUUUGGGACAGUAUGUUCAGCCUACAGGUGUCUCUGUGCUGGACUUCGUGCGUUUCGAAUGUGGAGAGGAUACUGGGUUGUCAGAAUCAGAGUAAAUCAUAUUUUUGUGUCAAAGAAGCUCCCAGUUCUGCUUAGGUCCUGAUGUGGUUGACAGAUGUGACUGCUGACGAACAAAACUCAUGUUGGCUGCCUCCGGAGGCCAACUGCUGGCAUGAAAUCUCUUUCCAAAGCUCCGAAAUGAUUUUGUAAGAUGCGACCGCUGAAGUGUGGCAAACAGAUGUUGAUGUAACAAAUAAAAGAAUCUCAUCUCA